Chrysemys picta bellii (western painted turtle) is the source of this 1148-nucleotide messenger RNA. The record is from RefSeq and is a predicted model, not a curated record. NCBI's taxonomy places the organism in Eukaryota, Metazoa, Chordata, Testudines, Emydidae.
GAACGCCCCAUAGGCUGAACAGAGGCCGAACACAAGGAAGUGAAACUAACCCUGUCACGCAGCCAUGGCCGCAGACAGCUCUGUACUAAGUCUCCAGGAUGAACUCUCUUGUUCCAUCUGCCUGGAGUAUUUCAAAGAGCCGGUGUCUAUCCACUGUGGGCACAACUACUGCCGAGCCUGCAUCAGCCAGUGCUGGGGUGAGACAGAUACAAACUUCACCUGCCCGCAGUGCAGAGAAACCGCCCAGCAGAAGCUUUUCAGGCCCAACAGGGAGCUGGGGAAAGUUGUGGAAAUAGCCAGGCAGCUGAGUUUCCAGGUCACAGUAACCGCAGGAGGGGAGCAAGGGUGUGAGCUACACCGGGAGGCCCUGAAACUCUUCUGUGACACGGAUCACCAACUGAUUUGUGUGAUCUGCAGAGAGUCGCAAGUUCACAGAACUCACACUGUUUUCCCAGUAGAGGAGGCCACCCAGCAGUACAAGAAACAAAUCCAGACCCGGCUGCAGACUCUGAAGAAAGAGAGAGAAAAGCUCCUGGGGUUGAAAGUGUCAACAGAAGGGAGAAGCCGGGAGUAUCUGGUACGUGUCCACUGUUAUCACCCAGCAGACACAUGGGGUGGGAGUCUGUCUCCCUGGAUGAGUGUGGGUAUGGGCGGGUGUGUGUGUGUGUCUCUCUCACCACAUCUGGUGGGAUCGCGGGGAACCAAUACACAAGUCAGUUCCUGCCUGGAGAUGGUCUCACAUGGCUUAAACUGACCUUUGCCCUCCCUGAAUUCUGGGCCCUCCGUGCAAGUUAGAGCAGCCACGUGGCUGCACAAGCUGACUCUGGCUCCUCCAGGGGCUUGAGUAGCAGAGACCAGCUGGGAUGCAGUGGGCUUUUUCCACACUGCUGUUGUACCUCUUAUUCCAUGGGCUGGAAGCAGAACUAUUGAAGAAGUUGAAUGCCAUUCUCCACUGGUCGAGGCAACCCACAGCACAGGGUUAUUCUCAGCACGGUUUAAAAAGGCCUGAGAAUCGGGCUUCCCGUGUCUGUGCAUGUCGCCCUCUGGGGAUAUCCCUGUCUCUCCAUGGGCUGGAUUGUGCCAGUGAUUUCUGCCCUUUAGUGGGGCUGGAGCAAAUCCGCAGGCUCUCAGAACAGCCCUGAGGGAGC